CCAGAGGCAGCAGAGGGGCAGAGGAGAGAGCUCCUGGAAACAUCUGGAGAGAGCAGCUGCGCACUGAGGGCUGCAGGAUGCGCGUCUUCACUCUCCUCUGGACACUCGGGUUCCUGCUGAAAGAGGCGCAGGCAUGGGGCUUCAAAAACGGAAUAUUUCAUAAUUCAAUAUGGCUGGAACAAGCAGCUGGAGUUUACCACCGGGAAUCGCGCAAAGGGAGAUACCAGCUGACUUAUAAAGAGGCCAAGGCUGUCUGCAAAUACGAGGGAGGGACCCUGGCCACUUAUGAACAACUGGAGGCUGCUCGUCAGAUAGGUUUCCAUGUGUGUGCAGCUGGAUGGUUCGACAAAGGACGUGUUGGCUACCCCAUCGUCAAAGCUGGUGUCAAGUGUGGUUUUGGGAAGGUUGGCAUCAUCGACUAUGGAUACAGGCUGAACAAAAGCGAGAGAUGGGACGUAUACUGCUACAACCCAAACUCCAAGGAGUGUGGCGGAGUGCUGACAGAUCAGCAGAAGAUCAUCCAGUCUCCGGGUUUCCCUGAGGAGUACCAGGAUGAACAGAUCUGCUACUGGCACAUCCGAGUCCGCCUGGGCCAGAGGAUCCGCCUCCGCUUCCUGGAGUUUGAUGUGGAGGACGACAUGGCGUGUCUAGCAGAUUACCUGGAGGUGUACGACAGCUACGAUGACGUCUCAGGCUUUGCUGGGAGAUUCUGUGGUGAUUAUUUACCUGAUGAUAUCAUCAGCACAGGAAACGUGAUGACGUUAAAGUUCCUCUCCGAUGCUUCAGUUAUAGCCGGGGGCUUCCAGUUGGAGUACACUGCCUUUAAUGCAUCUCUGUUCUCACAGAAUCACACCCACUAUUUUCACUGACUGAUGGUUUAAUACACUGAUGCAAUCCUGUUGCUGUAUUUAUAAUGUCAUUGGUUACCUCAUGUACUGUAAUGAAUGAGUCUUUAUAGCUCAGUAAAGAAAUAAUUCUGUCAAAUAAACAA
Lates calcarifer (barramundi perch) is the source of this 991-nucleotide messenger RNA. It is a transcript of the gene tnfaip6, whose product is annotated as tumor necrosis factor, alpha-induced protein 6. Gene Ontology annotation, molecular function: hyaluronic acid binding. Gene Ontology annotation, biological process: negative regulation of inflammatory response; cell adhesion. Lineage: Eukaryota; Metazoa; Chordata; Actinopteri; Centropomidae. The transcript is spliced from 6 exons. The record is from RefSeq and is a predicted model, not a curated record. The coding region runs from base 78 to 869 and encodes 263 amino acids.